AUGUUCCUUUGAGGUUAGGUUAAGUGGACGCCACGCAUUGGAACUUGCGAGGAUUUCUCAACAUUUCUGUGUAAAUAGCUGGCUAAAUUACCUGAAUAGUCACGAAAAUGGUGGAUAAAGAUCAACUGAACACCUGUAUAAUCAACUUGCGCGGAAAUGUGGGCAAGGCGAAGACCAGGACGAUUCACAAGCUCACGAGGAAGAUCAAGAGUUUCGAGGUGGGAAAGAAAAAGAACCCGGAAAACAAGAAAUUGACUACGAAAAUCCAGAAAUUCGUCGAGGAAAUUGCAGUUCUGAAGAAAAUCGAUCAAGUUGACAAUGUGAAGAAGAUCUUCAGCUACUCAGGCAAGCCGGAGAGCACAAUGGCUAAUGUGAAUGCUACUCCGCUGGACAGGGCGAUUGCCAAGCUGAUCUACAACAAUGAAUUCCUGCGGAAUAUCAUCAAGAAGAACAAGGAAGCGCUGAACCUGAAGGACGACGACGCGGAGUGGAAGGAAAAGCUUCUGACGAUGGGCAAGAAAAAGCAGGCACAGCAGAAGAAAAUCAGCAAAAUGAAUGAACAAAGCCUGCGUAGCGCCAAGAAGAAGGGAAAAAAGGACUUGGAAGACACUCCAGUCAAACAGAAUGAUGAGGAUGCAAAGACUGCUUCUCCCAAGCAGCCUAAGAAACCGAAAAAACAGCUCAAAAAGGAGCGAAAAGAUUCUGGCGGCGACGAUGAAGGCGAAUCGCCAAAAUUCACGAUAAAGCAGAAGAAGCAGGACAAGAGUGACAAGGUUCUGCACAUGAAUGCCAAGUCUAAGAAGAUCCAAAAGGCGAAGGCAGGUCCCAAGAAGGCAUGGAAUGGAAAUGCAAAGCCACCAAAGCCACAGUUUUCCGGAAAAGCCCCUGGGAAGCCUGACAAGCCCUUUAAGAAGGGAGUUGACAAGGAGAAGAAGACGAAUGGAGCAGUUCAUCCCUCGUGGGAGGCGAAGAAGAAGCAGAAGGCCACCAUAGGAAAGUUUGAGGGGAAGAAGAAGAAGUUCCAGGAUUGA
Molecule: messenger RNA, 1031 nt
Organism: Phlebotomus argentipes
Lineage: Eukaryota; Metazoa; Arthropoda; Insecta; Diptera; Psychodidae
Gene: Rlb1
Exons: 2
Coding region: 108-1031 (307 amino acids)
Biological process (GO): maturation of SSU-rRNA
Cellular component (GO): nucleus; 90S preribosome
Source: RefSeq, a predicted model, not a curated record